UUCGUUAAAAAAAGCGAGGUGAGGUUUGGCUUUGCUUUUGAUUAUGAUUAUGAUUAGAUGUUGUAGACGACCGAAACCCUAAACUGUGGUUAUCAGGAUGUCUACAGCAGUAGCAGCCAGUGAACCAGAUGUGCUUACAGAGGUUCCAGAAGCACUGAAAACUUUGGCAAGAUAUGUAGCCAGGGGUUUCUAUGGAAUAGAGUAUGCCUUAGUAAUUGACAUGUUAGUACGAAACCCAUGUAUGAAAGAAGAAGACAUGGCAGAACUUCUAAAAUAUGAUCGCAAGCAACUUAGAACCAUCAUGAACACUUUGAAAAGUGACAGAUUUAUAAAAGUCAGAAUGCGUGUAGAGACAGAUUCUGAAGGGAAAACCACACGGCAUAAUUACUAUUUCAUUAAUUAUCAAGUUUUUGUGAAUGUAGUCAAAUACAAGCUAGAUCACAUGAGGAGGAAAAUUGAGACACAAGAAAGGGACUCAACCAGCAGAUCCUCUUUUAUUUGCCCAGAAUGCCAUAAAAGUUACACAGACCUAGAAGCCAAGGAAUUGUUAGACAUGGCCACAUUCACAUUCAGGUGUACAUACUGUAGAACAGAGGUGGUGGAGGAUGAGAGUGCAGUGCCAGUUCAGGAUGCCAGGGCAGUGCUGGCCAGAUUUAAUGAACAAAUGGAGAGAUUAUACAAAUUGCUCCGCGAGGUGGAAGAUGUGAAACUCUCACAAGAUAUCCUUGAACCAGAACCCACAGAUAUUCGGACAAUUACAGGGCGGGCUCAUGGAAGUUCCCACCCCAAGAAUCCAGCAGCAGGGGACAAGACGGUGUGGAGUGGAGAACUCACUAAGAACAGGGCUUAUGGUUUUGCUGAAAAUACAGUCACUAUCAGCAUGGGUGAAGAAGACCACCAGACAGGAUCUGAGACAAAACCAGUAAAGGAACGUCCUAUUUGGAUGGUGGAAAGCACUGUGGAUGGAGCUGUGGCAGAAACAACACCCCAGGAAAUUAAACCAGGUCUGUCAACACAAGAACCUUCCACUGUCCGUGCACAGGACAGUGAGGACAUCAUGCGCACACUUCUGGUACAUGAGAAGAAGACUGCUGCUGUGGGCCUGCCAGGCUUACCUGGGGGCAGUGAUGAUGAAAGCUCAUCUAGUGACUCUGGAGAUGAGGCAUCAAAGCCAGCUGCAGCCAUCCUGGGAGGCAGUGCUGAAGCUGUUGAUGAAAUGGAAAGUGAUGAGGAUGAUGAGGCUGAGCCUAUGGUGACAAUAGGUGACAAAAAGAUCCCAUUCCAUGAGGUAACAGAUGAUAUGGUACACCAGAUGACACCCUCUGAAAAAGAAACCUUCAUCAAAAUGGGACAAGACAUGUAUGCUGAUAUGUAUGAGUGAUAAUUGGAAUUUUUCAGACAAAAACAGAAAUCAGAAUGAGAUGACGAAACAGUCAGCAUAAAAGAUAAAUUGUGACAAAAAGUCAUGACAUUAAGGCUAGAUGAGUUUUUAAGAUGUACUUAUGAAUGCAUGUCAAGCUUCACAGGUUCAGGUUCUGUUAAGGAUUCUAGUACAGGAAGAUUUUGGGAGUACAGUUCAUGUCAUCAUGAGCUCUUGCCUUCACAUUUGAGAAAACAACAACUGGGCAGAAGAAACACAGCUCAGAAAAACUGGUCGUUAAAUCUUUUGAAUAUCUUAAAAUGUCUGCAGAAGAAGGUUGUCUACAUUUGCAUAAGGUAAUACUACUGUUAAAAGAUUAUGUGUGUCUUUUCUGAUCUCAAGUGUUUAAGGAAUUAAAUAUUUGUAGUCUGGCCCAUACGAAAUUUGACAGGGCUGUUACAAUUUACUUUGAAAGUCUUGUGCGAAGUUGUCUCUAGAUUUGUCAUCCAAAUGUUAAUCUCUUCUCAAAUGGUCAUUGCCACUGUUAGACAAUGAGAAUAGUAUAUUAUUUGCUGAUGCCAUCUCUCUCAGAUACAUAAAGCUUACACUUGACUUCAAUUUUUGCCUUUAAUAAUAAAACUAGUGGUGUUCACUAAGGUUCAUAUAGUUUCAGAAAUACUGGUCCAUGAAUCAAAUAUGGCCGACCCACUUGAAUGCUCGUUGCGUAAUCCUAGCAGGGAAUCUAUUCAGUGUCCAUUAGUGGGUUAGAUGGCAAGCUUUUAAGUGGGUCACCAUAUUUGAUCUACGGAGUAGUUAGUCCACUAUUGUUAAUGCGGCCUUACAGUUGAUCAGACACCUUAACAAAAGAAUUACUCUAGGUUAAUAAGUUGACCAACAUCAGCCACAAUGUUAUCAAGUGUGCCUGUGUUUUAAGUGGCUUCUUAUUAGUCAUUUUUGAGCUGUUUCUGCUUGUGUUUGCUCACUGUGACAUAAGUUGUAAGGGGGCAUAAACCUGCAAGAUACAAGUUUUCAUCCAGUCAGGGGGCAACACCCUAAGUGGGGGCAAAUGUUUAUAUGUGGUGAUAACUUAUGAAUCUGAAUUAUUAUUUCCCUGCACUUGUUUUCAUAUUAUAUAAUAAGUGGUUUCUAUUUAUAUAUCUUUUUCCUUUGAAAAAUUGAUUGCAUAGCAAUUAAAAGUUGACAAGUUUCCUAGAAUGCAGUUUUUUUAUUGAUUAAUUCAAUGUAGUUCACUUACAAAAUUAUAUUAUUUUGUUUUCAGAUAUCGUAAAUAGAACCCAAAAAUGUUGAUUUUCUACACCACUUAUUAUAUGACUCAUUUAAGAUAGAUCACCCAUAGUUAAGACAUGAAAUAACUGAUGCACCUUGAAAUAUCUGAAUUUGCAGUUACUUGUUAUUAAUGUAUAUGUCAAAGUAAUUUGACAUGUUCGCAUGGUUUAAUUUAUUAGUAUUUGAGUUUUUUUUUUACAGAAUUGGCUAUAUGUAUUUAUAUAACCGAACUUUGUACUUCCCUUUGCAGGUGUAAAAUCAUUUUAGUUACAACAUAUAUUUCACUGCUUCCUCUACAUAUUUAAAAAGUUUCCUUCAGACUGAGUAUACAACUUCUAAAAACCUACGAUAUUGCAUAGAAUAGAAAUAAGGUAUUGCUGGUAUUGCUGUUCAUAUGCAUCAGACAAAAUACACACCAUGUUAAUUAUUGUCUCAUGCUUGACUAAGAUACUUAAUGCAACAGUUUGAAAUAUGAUCAGCUUUGCUUUUGUCUACUAAAUUUUUUUGAUAUUAAAGCACUGCAAAUUUUAUCAAUUUAUGAUUUGAGGAUGUCAACUCUAGUGACAUAUCUAACUCUCCAGGGGACUGUAUCACCAUACCACAUGAAUAAAGAUGAAUACACUAGAUGA
Lingula anatina is the source of this 3276-nucleotide messenger RNA. RefSeq names its product general transcription factor IIE subunit 1. Lineage: Eukaryota; Metazoa; Brachiopoda; Lingulata; Lingulida; Lingulidae. Gene Ontology annotation, biological process: transcription initiation at RNA polymerase II promoter. The record is from RefSeq and is a predicted model, not a curated record. Gene Ontology annotation, cellular component: transcription factor TFIIE complex.